Molecule: messenger RNA, 2314 nt
Organism: Myripristis murdjan (pinecone soldierfish)
Lineage: Eukaryota; Metazoa; Chordata; Actinopteri; Holocentriformes; Holocentridae
Gene: opn7d
Product: opsin 7, group member d
Exons: 5
Coding region: 1-1203 (400 amino acids)
Biological process (GO): visual perception; G protein-coupled receptor signaling pathway
Cellular component (GO): membrane
Molecular function (GO): G protein-coupled receptor activity
Source: RefSeq, a predicted model, not a curated record
AUGGGAAAUGCCUCAGACACAUCUCCUGUGUUUGUCUCCACCAUCUCCAAGGAGUAUGAUCUCCUCAUGGGUUCACUCUACAGUAUUUUCUGUUUAUUGUCUCUCCUGGGUAAUUGCAUUCUGCUACUUGUUGCAUAUCAAAAGUGGUCAUCCUUGAAGCCAGCAGAGUUUUUCAUCAUCAAUCUAUCCAUCAGUGACCUUGGGAUGACAGUUUCUUUAUUCCCACUAGCCAUACCCUCUUCUUUCUCACACAGGUGGUUGUUUGGAGAAAUUACCUGCCAGGUCUACGCUGCAUGUGGAGUACUGUUUGGCUUAUGCAGCUUGGCCAACCUGACAGCUCUGUCCCUAGUUUGCUGCCUUAAAGUCUGCUUCCCAAACCACGGUAACAGGUUCUCCUCGUCUCAUGCCUGCCUCCUGGUGGCUGGAGUGUGGUGUUAUGCCUCUGUGUUUGCCAUGGGCCCCUUGGCACAGUGGGGGCAUUACAGCGCUGAACCCUAUGGCACCGCCUGCUGCAUUGACUGGCAUGCACCCAACCACGAGCUUUCAGCUUUGUCUUACAUUAUCUGCCUCUUCGUGUUUUGCUAUGCACUGCCCUGCACCAUCAUCUUCCUCUCCUACACCUUCAUUCUGCUGACGGUGCGGGGGUCGCAUCAGGCCGUCCAGCAGCAUGUGUCACCCCAGACCAAGACCUCCAAUGCGCACGCUCUCAUUGUCAAGCUGUCAGUAGCAGUGUGUAUAGGUUUCCUGGGUGCCUGGACCCCAUAUGCUGUCGUAGCAAUGUGGGCUGCCUUUGGUGAUGCCACUCAAGUUCCCCCCGCUGCAUUUGCCCUGGCAGCUAUCAUGGCCAAGUCUUCCACUAUCUACAAUCCUAUGGUUUACCUGCUGUGCAAGCCCAACUUUCGCAAGUGUCUAUACAGAGACACGUCAGCGUUCCGACAGAAGAUGUGUAGGGGAAGCCCCCAGCCAGACCAGAAAGAGCCUUUUGGAUCCACAUUGCAGCGCAACAAAAAGGACGCAAGUGUCUCCACGCGCUUUUCAAAUGGACAUCAGGAGAGCCAAGGGGCAUGUCUGCACUGCACUGAGGAUGGAUCGCUUUGUCAUGUGUCCACACCCCAAAGAACUGCCUGCAUCUUGACUGGAUCCACCUACAACGAGGUGACAGUCAGCCAGCUCCCAGCCAAACUACAGGCUGAUUUACUCUAGUGUUGCAGCCUCCGUCUUUGAUGAGGCAAACAAGAGCAGACAGAUGCACCAAAAAGACAGAGAGAUGACAUUGCGGGCUUGGACAACUAAAUAACAAAGAGCCUUGUCUUUGUUACAUGAGUGGCACUCAAAUUAAGAUGAAUACGUGUCAUCAAGACUGAAGAGUGUGAAAAUGACAACUCCCACAGGCUCCUGUAGCUUGUUCAGCAAAGGCUCGUACCAAGAACCCAACAUGGCAUCCCUCCUGACAUUCUUCACUCCUGAAUGGCUUUAUCUCCCUGAAAUGCUGGGGAUUCAAAAAUCCACAAUGAGCUUACUUCUGCUGGGGAGAUUUGUUGCAGGGAUUUAUGCUUGCAAUGCCUUUCCACCUACUGACAAACAUUUCUCAGCUUUUUUCCUUCGGGUUGAAUUUCUGCCUCAUUUCAAUGUACAGAAAAUUAUAUGGAUUCUGAAGGAGAGAACAAGGCAAAGGAACCUCAAUUGGCCUCAACGUGAUUUAUUUGUGGAGAAGAAUUAGGCCUUUGUAUGGCAUUUUAAAUUACCUCAGCAUCUUUUACAUACAGUCUUACAGUAUAUAACAAAAACAUUGCCUCAUGAAAGGAUGGUUAUUUUUUUACUUUAUCAAGUGCAAAAAAGACCAAACAUGUUAUGUAAAGAUGUAUCUGUAUAAUUAUAAUGGCACCAGAUAUGAAGAUGUUGUUUAUGUUCCAUGCUGUGAUAGCAAGAUUCAUAAGCAUAUUUUAGCUUAUUUGGUAAAGCAAGUGACUAUCUUGCUGGCAGCUGGCAGUAUCAUGGAGAAGCUACAUCCCUUGCAAAUUUGAGUGGUACUUUGAAAAUGGACUGAUUCAACACAACUUCCUGAUUAGGAACACAACAGUAACCAAAUGAAGUUAUCUUUUUAAAUUAUAACUACAACCUCAUAUUAUUCUGCAUUCAUGCUUAGGUUUUCCCUAAAUACAAAAAAAUAAAUAAAAUAAAAAACAGUACUGUACUCUGUCUAAUUUUGCUACCCCUUUCCAAUACUGUGUUACUGUUCUGUGGGACUUGAAUAUAAAGUAAAGUGUACUGUAUGUACUAAUGUCGAGUUUAUGUGUGUAUCAAAGCAAAAGAA